AUGCGACGUUUUAUCAAACUUGUGCUGUUCUUGCUGCCGUGCAGCUCGCUGUCUCCUGAGUCGAUUGCCAGCACAUUGCAGCAGCUCCAGGAAACUCGACAACUAGACGCCGCGACGCUGGGUUUCCCUUCGUGUGUUCUGGACGUCUUGUCCACGGUUUUGCCCGAGUGUGGAGACGGCCAGACCUCGUUGACGGAACAGGCAAAGUCAGAGACAGCUAUUCAGCUGACCAUGUGCAUAUUCAACAACAACACGGCUUCUCAGGGAGGUCUGACACUGCCGGGAUCAUGCUGGAGCCACGAUACUGCCAAGUGUGUUGGGGAGCUGGCGUCGAACUCUGUGUGGUGGACCACUUAUUUCGGAUACCUGAACCUGAUAGAGCAGCUAUGUCACUAUUACAGCUCUCCAUACGAAACACAGAAACUUCUGGACACGUACCGGGAAGUGUGGGGCAAGUUUGACGAGCUUCUCAGUGCGAUCGAUCGCGUGGACAGGUUCACGAACGGCGAGUUUCUCGAUAAUCUCCGCGACCGGCUGGUUGCCACGUUCGAAGAGAUGGAGCAAGACUUGCUUGUAAAAUUCGAACAACUAGAUCUAUUGUUGAACAGAUCUCUAACGAGCUUAGAUCUCAGGCUUCAAGAGCUUGUCAUUGACGUACAAAAUGCUAACCAAGAAUUGGAAGCGGCUCAUAUGAAAGCUUUAGAAUCAGCAGACCAAAUUCUGCAACAGCUGGAGAAGUGGCACGGGGAAUCUCUGGCCAAGCUGCAGCACCAGUUUGCGGACUACAACAGACAGUUCCGACGAGCUACAGAGCAAGAAAACGAGCGAUGGAUGUCCAAUCUGAGCAGCAGACAUGAAAUUAUGGCGGUGCGGCACGAAGAAAUGAAUAGUGAAAUAAGCUUACGGCUUCAUGAAUGGGAGAAUAGGCUGGAGAGCAUGAAUUCGCAUUUGAUGGAGUCGGUGGAGAAGUUUGACCGGCUGCGAGCGAUGCUGAGCGGGUUGGAUGUUUUAGGACUGGCGAGCAAAGCCGUGUACGGAGGAGUAAUCGUUGGAGUUCUGAGUCUUGGGUACUUCGUCCCGUUUGGGAAUGUUUUUUUAAUUUUGGCAUUUCUUAGCGGCAUGUAUCUAGGCUUCUGCACACUGAAAUGGCUGUGA
Ogataea philodendri is the source of this 1155-nucleotide messenger RNA. RefSeq lists its product as uncharacterized. Bases 1 to 1155 code for a protein of 384 amino acids. The transcript has a single exon. The record is from RefSeq and is a predicted model, not a curated record. Gene Ontology annotation, biological process: karyogamy involved in conjugation with cellular fusion; nuclear membrane fusion involved in karyogamy. Gene Ontology annotation, cellular component: endoplasmic reticulum membrane. NCBI's taxonomy places the organism in Eukaryota, Fungi, Ascomycota, Pichiomycetes, Pichiales, Pichiaceae.